This is a messenger RNA of Fomitopsis serialis, 1528 nucleotides long. RefSeq lists its product as uncharacterized. Gene Ontology annotation, molecular function: oxidoreductase activity. The coding region runs from base 129 to 1421 and encodes 430 amino acids. The transcript has 5 exons. The record is from RefSeq and is a predicted model, not a curated record. Lineage: Eukaryota; Fungi; Basidiomycota; Agaricomycetes; Polyporales; Fomitopsidaceae.
CGUCGCCUCGUUAUAAGGCCUCCCAUUUCGCGCUGUCGACCAUACUGCGAUCGCUAUCGUUCAGGGCUCUCUACAGGGCCAUCCCCCUCGCCGCUGCUGCCUCGCCCUACUCCACCCAUUCCCGCAUUAUGGCCCCCACAACCAACGGCGUGAACGGCGCGAACGGCGUCCAUGCGACCGUCUCGCAGUCGUCCAAGCUGCACUCCAAAGUCGUCAGUAUCGUCUCGUUUUGCGUCCUGCAGCCUCCGUUUCGGUUCUCAACGACCAUCCAGGUUAUCAUCGGCUCUGGGCCGCAGGCACACAGCAGCCAUCUAUCUGGCCCGGCAAACCUCAAUCCUGUGCUCUUUGAGGGCUUUAUGGCGAAUGGCUUCGCCGCGGGCGGCCAGCUCACCACAACGACCGACAGUGACCGCGCUUCGGCAAUUGCCGACGAAUAUUUUGCCCAUUUUUGUGGCACGCCCCGACAGAAUCGUCUUCCGUUCGCGCUGCGUACGGUACAGACGAUGUGCCAGGUGCUGCGCGUGUGUACCGGGAAGAAGCCGAGUGCACAGGGCGCGACGUCACUUACUGUUGUACCUAUUGCACCCAUGCCGUCUGUCUUCUGCGCGAUGAGGCCGAUCACGCAACUAUCCACCGCCCGUGUCCCGUAUGCGAAUGCUAACGCGAGCUUCUUAGUCGAGAACUUCCCUGGGUUCCCAUCGGGGAUUCUUGGUCCUGAAUUGAUGGACAAGUUCCGCGCACAGUCCAUCCGAUUCGGCACCAGAAUCAUCACCGAGACCGUUUCAAAGGUGGACCUCUCGGCACGGCCAUUCCGCUAUUGGAGAGAGUUCCAGGAGGACCAGGAGCCAGAGACCGCGGAUACGCUCAUCAUCGCAACGGGCGCCUCCGCGAAACGGCUGGGUCUGAAGGGCGAGGAGACCUACUGGCAGAGCGGCAUCAGUGCGUGUGCUGUGUGCGACGGCGCCGUUCCGAUCUUCAGGAACAAGCCACUCGCUGUUAUCGGAGGUGGUGACUCUGCGGCGGAAGAAGCGACGUUACGGUUCCACGUCUACGUCCUCGUACGGAGGGGCGAGCUGCGGGCGUCGAAGAUCAUGGCAAAACGUCUGCUCAACAACCCCAAAGUCACCAUCCUCUGGAACACCGUCGCGGUCGAGUGCCAGGGCGACGGCGACCUGCUCAACAACCUCAGACUAAAGAACAUGGUCACGGGCGAGGAGAAGGACCUCCCCGUGAACGGCCUGUUCUACGCCAUCGGCCACGAGCCCGCGACGGCGCUCGGGUACAUCAUCACCGUGCCCGGCACGACGCAGACAAGCGUGAAGGGCGUGUUCGCGGCGGGCGACGUGCAGGACAAGCGGUACCGCCAGGCGAUCACGAGCGCGGGCAGCGGGUGCAUGGCUGCGCUCGAGCGGAGCGCCUGAUCGCGGAGGAGGAGGAGGGGCUCGAGGAUUAGAGACGUACGAUAUGACACUCGCAUGCGCAAUCACCGGGUCGGCCGCAGACACAUAGAUGUACUACAUAUACGAUU